GCACCAUGGCCGAGCGCCGCGUUCCCUUCACCUUCCUGCGCAGCCCCAGCUGGGAUCCCUUCCGAGACUGGUACCACGGGAGCCGCCUCUUCGACCAGGCCUUUGGGAUGCCCCAUAUCCCCGAGGAUUGGUACAAGUGGCCGAGCGGGAGCGCCUGGCCAGGCUAUUUCCGUCUGUUCCCUCGGGAAAGUGCCCUGAUGCCAGCCCUGGGCUCUCCCUACGGGCAGGCGCUGGGCAGGCAGCUCAGCAGCGGCAUCUCCGAGAUCCGGCACACGGGCGACAGCUGGAAGGUCACCUUGGAUGUCAACCACUUUGCCCCCGAGGAGCUGGUGGUCAAGACCAAGGAUAACAUCGUGGAGAUCACGGGGAAACACGAGGAGAAGCAGGAUGAACACGGCUUCAUCUCUCGGUGCUUCACCCGAAAAUACACGUAA
Messenger RNA from Chaetura pelagica (chimney swift), 434 nucleotides. It is a transcript of the gene HSPB1, whose product is annotated as heat shock 27kDa protein 1. Gene Ontology annotation, molecular function: protein folding chaperone. Gene Ontology annotation, biological process: response to heat; protein refolding. The transcript has 2 exons. Lineage: Eukaryota; Metazoa; Chordata; Aves; Apodiformes; Apodidae. The coding region runs from base 6 to 434 and encodes 142 amino acids. The record is from RefSeq and is a predicted model, not a curated record.